This is a messenger RNA of Auanema sp. JU1783, 225 nucleotides long. The record is from the annotation of a GenBank genome assembly. Lineage: Eukaryota; Metazoa; Nematoda; Chromadorea; Rhabditida; Rhabditidae.
AUGAAGUUGUCAGCUCUUUUCUUCUUACUUUCAACCCUCUUAACAACAUUUGCAUUUGAGAACGUGCAGAUGGCAAUGGAAAAAAGGAGAAUAGGAAUGCGACUACCCAAUCUUCUUUCGCUCCAAUCACCACAGAAGAGACGUAUCGGUAUGCGAUUACCUAAUAUCAUAUAUCUCCGUGGAGAGCAUUCAGCAGAGAAGAAGUUCAGCCGAAAUUGGAACUGA